UUAUAAAAAACUAGGGCUGGUCGGACUCAAACAAUUUUCAACUUUCACGCCUCCUUCUCCAGGCCCUCCACGCCCUUCAGCCACUUCCCGUCGGCCUCUGCACCCUCCGGCGACCGGAGCCUCAUCCCACCGCGCCCAUCUCCCACAGCGCCACCGCGCCCUCCUCUGCCUUCGGCCCCUUGGCCCUUCCCGUUUGCCUCUGCACUCUCCGGCGAUCAGAGCAUCGUCCAACCGCACCCAUCUCCCUCUGCACCCACCAACGCCGCUGGGCCCUCCCUCUCAACUCCCUUAGCAGUCUGCACAGCAACAGUCGCCACCCUCGACCUCUCCAGCUCUCACAACAGCAGUCGCCACCCUCGUGGGUCCCCUCCCGCCCUCCCGCUCCGACCUCCCUUCUCUCAGGCAACACCGUUUACUUGAAAUUAGAAAAGGACCCCAAUUUCAGGAACCUAAACCUCUGAUAAUUCUCAACCAAGUGUUACACAGACGAUGAAGCCAUCGACCAUGGCGGCCAUGAGGAAACUGUCAAAUAACAUCAUCUUUUCCUCUCACCUUACAAAAUCCAGUUCAAAUAUUGUCUCGCCAUCUUCAGUAAUUCCAGCCCUCUUAGUUUUUAACAGAGGCAUAGCAUCCAAGCUCUUCGUCGGAGGCCUUUCAUUCUACACAACCGAACAGGGAUUGUCUGAGGCAUUUUCUCAACACGGUCAAGUUAUCGAAGCUAAAAUUGUGAUGGACAGAGUAUCAGAUCGAUCAAAGGGCUUUGGAUUUGUUACUUAUGCAUCAGAAGAUGAAGCUGAGAAAGCUAUUGCAGAAAUGGAUGGAAAGGAACUCAAUGGGCGCGUUGUUUUUGUGGACUAUGCAAAGCCGAGGUCACGGGGUUCCCGUGAUUCGAUGCCAAUAGCUAGGGGGCCUCCUGAACCAGCACCACAAAGUUGAUUUCUCGAUCAACGGAUGUGACAAGCUAAAAGCAUCAAACGUAUUCAGAAUUUAUUACGCUAGUCACAUACAUGCCAACUUACCUGGCGUUUCGCAGUUAUGCAAGUUUGUGUGAUUCUCACAUCUACAGAAACUACAAUACAGCAAUAUUGAUGAUUGAGAGCUGAGGUAACUUAGAUUACUAUGUUAUUUGUUUACUUUUCUUAUGUUUUGUUGCUGUUACAGUGAGACUUCCUUUAGUGCUACUCAUUUUGUCAUACAAUUUAUUUAGUUAUAAAAUAAUUAAAUGAUUUUUAGGUUGUGAA
Messenger RNA from Salvia miltiorrhiza (redroot sage), 1241 nucleotides. Its product is annotated as small RNA-binding protein 11, chloroplastic. The record is from RefSeq and is a predicted model, not a curated record. The transcript is spliced from 5 exons. Gene Ontology annotation, molecular function: RNA binding. Lineage: Eukaryota; Viridiplantae; Streptophyta; Magnoliopsida; Lamiales; Lamiaceae. The coding region runs from base 490 to 936 and encodes 148 amino acids.